AUGCGUCGAGUCGUUGCGCCCGUUAGUCUGCGUCUCCCACCAUCCCGUUGUGCUUCGUAUGGCCGCGGCCGCGUCGCCGGUAGUAUCGAUCCGUGGCGUGGCCACGCAGCAGUCUUCAUCCAUCCUUCCUGUGGGGCGGUUGCUCCCGUUACAGAUCUUCUGCUCGAAAUGUCACGCCGAGGUGACUACGAGGCAAAGGUGUACAUUGGUGGACUCCCGCACGACGCCACGUCACAAGAGAUCGAAGAUGCAUUCCACCGCUUUGGCCGAAUUCGGAAAGUGUGGGUUGCUCGCCGUCCUCCUGGUUUUGCGUUUGUGGAAUUUGAAGACACUAGAGAUGCAGAGGAUGCAGUAAAAUCUCUUGACGGAGCGCGGAUCUGUGGAGUGCGAGCUCGUGUUGAAUUGUCACAUGGAAAACGUCGUAAUGGUGCUGGUGGAGGUGGGGGUGGAGGUCGUGGGUAUGGCGGUGGAUAUGGUGGUGGUGGUGGAGGCGGCGGCGGCGGUGGUGGUGGUGGAUACGGAGGAGGAGGCUAUGGGGGCCGCAGAUCAAGGUCACGUUCUCGUAGCCGUUCUCCACCACGGCGUGGGUCCCGAUCUCGUUCCCCGGAUGACAGAAGGAGCAACAGCAGAAGCCGUAGCCGUUCACCGUGA
Molecule: messenger RNA, 651 nt
Organism: Necator americanus (New World hookworm)
Lineage: Eukaryota; Metazoa; Nematoda; Chromadorea; Rhabditida; Ancylostomatidae
Exons: 6
Coding region: 1-651 (216 amino acids)
Biological process (GO): mRNA splicing, via spliceosome
Cellular component (GO): nuclear speck
Molecular function (GO): mRNA binding
Source: RefSeq, a predicted model, not a curated record